AUGGAAGUAUCAACAGAAAUUUUGUAUAAUAAUAAUAACAAUAAUAUUAUCAACCCAAAUUUAAUAAAUAAUGAUAAUGAUAAUAAUAAUAAAAAUAAAGAUGAAAAUUGGGUGAAAAUUGAUCAAUCUGAAGCACCAAAUAAAUUUAUUCAAUAUGUUGAUGAAGCAUCUAAACAGGAUCAAAUUAUAGCUCAUACAAGAUAUUCAACUAGACAAUUAUAUUUACAACCAGGUCAAAAAGUAAUGGAUUGCGGUUGUGGAGCUGGAAAAGAUUUAGGAAGAUUAGAAUCAAUGGUCGAAGGUAAUGGUAUCGUUGUUGGUAUGGAUAUUUCGAGAGAAAUGGUUGAAUGUGCUAAAAGUAGAAUGUCACAUUUACCAAAUGUUAAAAUCUUUAUUGGUGAUGCUUCUCGUAUUCCAAUAGAUGAUAAUUAUUUCGAUGCGUAUGUAAUUAGAUGUGAAAGAUUAUUACAACAUGUAAUUAAUCCAGAUUUAGUAAUUAGUGAAAUGACAAGAGUAAUAAAAAGUGGUGGUAGAAUCGUUAUAACCGAUGCAGACUGGUCAUCAACAUCUGUAUCAAUUCCAAAGAAUAUUGAAGAGAUUAAUAAAAAGAUAUUAAACGAUGUUGUAUUUAAUGCUCAUCCAACUAUUGGCUUACAUCUUAGAGGAAGAAUGGCAAAGAAUCCACAAUUGGAAAAUUUGGAAAUAUUCGCACAAUGUUUAUAUACCGAUAGUUUAGCAAUGGCCGAUGAAUUCGUUUGGUUAGGUGAAAGAGGUAAAAUGGCAUGUGCUCAAAAAUUAAUCACCGAAGAUGAAUUUAAUUUCUGGAGAGAAACCUUGGAAAGAAUGGACGAAGAAGGUAGUUUUGUUUUCACUAUGAAUAUUUUUACUGUUAGUGCUUCUAAAAAGUAA
Messenger RNA from Dictyostelium discoideum AX4, 909 nucleotides. RefSeq lists its product as hypothetical. Bases 1 to 909 code for a protein of 302 amino acids. NCBI's taxonomy places the organism in Eukaryota, Evosea, Eumycetozoa, Dictyosteliales, Dictyosteliaceae. The record is from RefSeq and is a predicted model, not a curated record. The transcript has 3 exons.